Cylas formicarius (sweet potato weevil) is the source of this 5674-nucleotide messenger RNA. Its product is annotated as cytokine-like nuclear factor N-PAC. Gene Ontology annotation, molecular function: NADP binding; NAD binding; oxidoreductase activity, acting on the CH-OH group of donors, NAD or NADP as acceptor. The transcript has 8 exons. NCBI's taxonomy places the organism in Eukaryota, Metazoa, Arthropoda, Insecta, Coleoptera, Brentidae. The record is from RefSeq and is a predicted model, not a curated record. The coding region runs from base 305 to 1726 and encodes 473 amino acids.
AAAUCUAAGAACGCUUGGGUCUGGGUUGGUAAUUUUGUUAAGUUUUAUAAAAACAAUCUGAAAUGAAUUUGCAGAUUACAGGAUAAAAAUAAUUGAACUAAGUAUUUAUAAUAAACAUACAGUUGCAGGGCUUUAUGAAAGAGUAAAGUAUCUGCAGAUAGAAGAAGGAAGGGAUUAAAACCAUAUUUACCUCCAGUUGAAGAACGUGAUCAAAUAAAACAGAAAUAUUUAGGGUCCAAGUGAAUAUUUCCCGGCCCCUUUGUGUUACUUUUCUAGAGUUGAUUAUUGUAAAAAAUAAAAUAAAAUGGAAUCAGAAGAACAAUUUAGAGUUAAGGAUUUUGUUUGGGCUAAACUUAACCCCUGGCCCUUUUGGCCUGCCAUUAUUGUGGAGCCAGAUCCAGAGGCACCACAGAAACCGAAAAAAAUUAGUCACUGGGUGUACUUUUUUGGGACCCACAAUUAUUCUUGGAUUGAGGAGAAAAAUUUGCGUCACUUUAAGCCUUUUAAAGACCAAUUUAAAAAGGGUUAUAAGUCUCAUGAAUUUAAAAGAGGCAUUGAAGAAUUAGAGCAUAAUAUUGCAGAAUUAGAAAAAGAUCCGGAUUAUGUUAUAAAUUACUUUAAAUAUGUAAAGGAAAAGAAGAAGCCUAGAAAGUCUGGGACUGGGGUUAAGAGGCCUUUAUCUGAGAAGAAUAGCAUCUCUCCAAAGAAGAAGGUCAGAAAUUCUUUAUCAGUGGACACUGACAAUAACGAUGAUAAUUCAACAGUCGGGCAUUCUAGACCCCACUCUGUGUCAUCUUCACCUACCCCAAAUUCACCAGAGACUCAAAGUAUUUUAACAUCAGAGAAAAUUUUCGGCUUUCUUGGGGUGGGGUUAAUAGGCAGAGGUGUUGUUAAAAAUUUGAUCACCUCAGGCCACAAAGUUAAUGUUUGGAAUAACAGUUCCUGGAACACUGAUGACUUAAAAGUCUACAUAGAUAUUGGUUCAGUUAGUAUAUGUAACACACCAAGGCAAGUGGUACGCAAUUCCGAUAUCAUUUUCAGUUGUUUAUCAGACCCAGAUUCAUCCAAACAUAUAAUACAGGAAUUUGGUAUAGCUGAUAAAAAUGAUGAACUACUUAAUGGAAAAGACUAUGUUGAAAUGACUGCAAUUGAUCCGGAAACUUCAGAGGACAUAUCCGAGUUAAUAAGAAAUAAAAAUGGCAGAUAUUUGGAGGCACUGGUUCAGGGUGGUAAAUAUGAAGCUGAAAAAGCUGCACUUAUUGUUAUUACUGCUGGAAACAGAAAACUUUAUAUGGAUUGCCAGUCGUGCUUCAAAGCAAUGGGAAAGGCAUCAUUUUUCGUGGGAGAUGUUGGUUACGCAGCAAAAUUUAACUUUAUAAUUCAAGUUAUGCGUGGGAUAUGUCUCGCUGCACUGAGCGAAGGCUUUGCAAUGGCCGAUCGGUGUGGAAUAAAACCUGCAGCUUUUCUACCUAUAUUUAGCAUGACCAAUCUAGCCAGUCCAUAUUUAGAUAGUAAAGCAAAAAUGAUUGUCAACAAAGAGUUCUCAAAAGUCGAAGAACCCCUUCAAAAUCUCCAGAGGGAGGUGACUUUUGGUCUAGAAAUGUCAAAUAGGCUUCGUCAGCCUAUGCCAUUAGCAUCAACAGCUAAUGAGAUUCUAAAACAUGCCAGGAGAUUAGGGUAUGACAAUCACGACGCCUGUUGUAUAUAUCAACGCACAAGACAUUAACUACACGUUUUUUAAGUCUCAUAGUUUUUAUCAAAUACAUGGACAAAUAAUAUUUAGUUGAUUAUUGUUUGUACCUUCUUGUUAUAAGUUAGUUAUUAUCAGUUUGCUUUGUGUAAAUACAGAAAAGGUAAUACCAAAUUUGUUUAAAGUCAAUUUUUAUCAAUUUUUGUUUUUGAUAAAAUAAUGUGUGUGUGUCUCAAAUUAUUAAACUUAGAGGAUAAUUUGAAUUUGAUUUUAUAUAAAAACACUACCAAUAUUUUGGCUUAGUUUUGGUUACUAAGAAAAAAAGUGGUUAGACCAUGAAAUUAUUACUGUAAAAAAAACCAAGUUAUUAAUUUCAUUAAUAUAGGCAGAAUUGAAAACCCACUGUUUAGUUUGAUUUUUUAAAGUAUUUUUCAGCGCUGUUAAAUAAGAUUUAAAAAAAUUAAAAUCCCAAUUUUUUUUUCGGUAAAGCUUAACUAACAAAUAGAUUAGGUACGCGCGCUUGCUUACCAGCGACGUGUUCAUUGAUGGUAACACAAUAGUUUUGUAUUUUAGUGUAAAGUAAUAAUUUUAUAUUAAAUAGAACACCGUGUAUAUUAAGACAUUUUUGAAUUCUUCGAAAAAUGUUGCAUCUAUUUCAUAUAUAAUAUCCUAUAAGUCUUAUGGAGAGAAGGUGCGUUUGAGUCGUUUUGCUUGUGCCUCUAGAUGCAAAGCAUCAUGAAGUUUGUGUUGGCCAUUCCAUUAUAAGAUGAUGAAGCAAUCAUUCUGGUGCUAAUUCAGAGAAAACCCCAGUUUCAGCAAUUUAAUUUCACGAUAUCUCGUAGAUAAUGAAAUCAAAUUCCACGCCUAUUUUCGCUUAAAUAGAAAUCAAUUUGAUUUUGUGUUAAAUGCAAGAACAGCAGCUGUUAAAAAAUCAUCUACUCCCUGGGUUAAGAGGCCAAUAUCUCCCAAAGGAAAAUUGAGAAUGUAACUAAAGGAAGAGCUUUUUUUAUUUAUGUAAGUAGUAAGUUUAUUUGAGGGCCUAAAGAUAAACGUUUCUCAGAGAAAAGUAAAUAACUAAGAAUAGAAAUUCAAUAGAAAAGUAACUUUGCUGCACAUAAGUGAAAGUAAAAAGAUACACAAAAAAUGUAUAGCAACUGUUUUUAUAUAUUAUCUUAUUCUUGACUUUCUUCGACCUCUUCUGUUGGUAAAGUUUAAAUUUUCAAUAACAGAGUUCUGUUCUACUGAAAAAUUAUAUCUCUGAUUAUGACAGCAGCACUGAGACUGACGUCCCUGAUUUUUAUUUUUAUAUUUUUUUCUUGUGCGGCUUCUUGUUUCCAAUUCAUUAACAACUUCUAGACGGCUGAGUUUGGCUUUAGGGAUAAGAUGGGAUAGAUCGAUUUUUUUACUGUCAUCGCUAUUCUUUUGUAAAAUGUUAACGUCAUCGUCAUAGGAGUACUUGCAAAACUGGCAGCCGAUAGAACUGAAUUAUCAUUUUCAACUCCUUGAACAUCCCCGAUAUUCUGACUUUUAUCAUUCUGACUAGUAGCAUAGUCAUUUCCUCUGAAUUCUCAGAUAUAUUAGUUAUGGUUCUAAAAAACAAAGAUGUUAUGGUAGCAAUUUGCAAAAGACUGGGUUCUGUUUUAUUGCCUGCACCCGUCAAAUAAACCAUUAGGCAAAUAUCAAGAGAGUUUUGGGGCAUAUGGAAUUUCCCAAACUCUGUGGGGGAAAUAGAUGGCAAACACAUCCGUAUAUUAUGCCCUAAAAAGUCUGACUCUUUAACUAUAAAGACUAUUUUUCAACAGUAUUGUUGAUGCCAAAUACAAGUUUGUGUCCGUAGUUGUUGGAUCUCACGGCAAAGGAGGAGAGCGGAAUAUUUAGUAAUACUAUAAAAUGGAAAACAAUAGUAUAUUGAAACCAUAUACCAGAAAUCAAGCCAAAGAAGAUUUUGCAAGGCAGCGUUUAGUUAUAGAUUAUGUAGGGCACGAAAUGUUUUUGGGUUAUUGUGUCAAAUUUUUGUGGUAUUUUUUAUCCCAAUAUAGCAGUUAAAUGGCUACAUAAUUUGACUCGAAAUGACUUUGAUGGGAUGGGGAUGGAAAUGAAAAUACUGUUGCUACAAAUUCUGAAAAGAGCAACAUGAUUUUGAUACUAAAAGUUGGUUAGUUUGGUUAGAGAGACAUUUAAAGACUGUAUGACUAAAGGCCAGUUGGAUUGGCAAGACAGAAUGGUUUUAAGAAGCUAAACAUGAUACUAUUGUUCUCAUGCGGAAAAAUAAAUGAUAUUUUAUAGCGUUUUUUAAAACUAUUCUUUCUUUAGUCUUUAUUUUAAGGACGAUGUAGCUAUACCUAAACGAUCUUUUACAUCAACAUGCUAUUUGUAAAAUUUGCUAUUGCCAACAACUUAUUAAAUUUCGUAUCAUUACAGUGCAAAAUAAUACCCUUAAUAUUUUAACAUUAACGAACAAACUUGGCUCCAUUUUUUUUGCUAUCUCCUUCCAGACAUUAUUUUCGCUCAUUUUGAACACCUAAUAAAAUAAUUUCUUUGAUAUGCCUGUUUUUAUAAAUUUGCACUCAAUUUUUUUCACUGUGGAUCUUUUAGAUAUUUUGCUUGAAACAAAUUAUAAACUUUUUCCUGAGUUCUCGUUUUGUCUCCAUAUUUAAUAAAAAUUAAAAUUUGAAUUCUCUGUCAGAAAUCUAAUUGUGACAAUUUCAGAACUUCAUUUCAAAAUUAAAUUUGUUUUUUUUUUGUUAUAAAAAAUAAGAGGGCAUGCUAUAUGAAUUAUGCGUGAAAUUUGACCCAAAAUUCGAAAUAGCAAAAUGAGAAAAAAUGGUGUUCCACUUAGAAAAAGGAACUUGAUAUCGACUUUAACUUUUUGACCAUGUCUGUUUUUUUUUAUUUGCUGCAAAAUUAUUCAAGGAAAAAAUCCGAUGGACGUGGCAUUUUUUUUGAAAUCCAAAACCUGUUUUUUUUUAAAGAAUUUCCAUAUUUUACUAGUAUCUUUUACUUCGCGCCACACCGCUGGACCAGUAAUUAGUUCCUUUCAUAUUUUCUCUCUUGGUAUUUUACUGUGGUUGUAUUAUCUCAGAACAGCCAAUAUUACAUUUGCAUCGCUAGUCCUCGUAAAAUGUUGGAAGUUCUUGUGUCUUGGAGCAAAACUACUAAGGACAAUCCUUUCCAAGUUGCAAAUCACUUAGUUGGGUAAGCCACAUCCGCAAGUAUUGGUUGAUGUCAUCAUUCAAAUAAUUGCCAAAGGAGAACACCUCCAAGCGCAAUUUUGUAAUUGUCAUCGUUUGCUUGUAACCUAUUUCAUGAACUCAUACCAAAAUCGAUGCCAUUCUGUAUUCGACUACCAAAAGACUCAUCUCAUUGGUGAUGUUCCGUUUUGUUUGAUUGACAUUCAGUGUUCGGUUUUCCUCUCCUUGGUGAUCUUAUUUACUUCGUUGAUAAUUUUCACUUCUAAUUAUUGCAGAAUAGUUGUCUUCAUUCCGUAAACUGGCACCAAAGGUGCAAGUUUCAAAACAUGUGUCUUUUAACUGAUUACGUGGAUAAGCUUCUCAAUCUCGAGUCUAAACUGUUGUUUAGUAGUCUUCUUUCGUUUCCUUGUCGGUAUUCUCAUGAGAAAUUGUUGAGUUUUCUUGUAAAUUGUUGGUGGUUAGUCUAUCUUUUGUUCUCCAAAUUUGUCCCAUUGGCCCUCUUCCUUUGAAACUGUGGUUCAAUAGUUUUCUUACAAUAAACUUCUUUUCUACUGUUCGGUUAUCGUCAUUUAAAAUUAUUGCCGAGUGGGCUUCCUUCUCCAAACGGCUGCCAAAUGUAAACUUUACCUGGCUCCAACUGUGGUGAUUUUCAUUAGUCUCACUGAGAUAAUUUCACUUGUCGGUCGUCUCUCCAUCUGAACUAUUUAUAAGUCUCUCUUCUGUUAAGAGAUGCCAAAGGUGAUACUGCCCAAUCCGUUGAUGUGAGUGAGGUGCCACUUAUGAUUUGAUGAUU